Molecule: messenger RNA, 594 nt
Organism: Erythranthe guttata (spotted monkey flower)
Lineage: Eukaryota; Viridiplantae; Streptophyta; Magnoliopsida; Lamiales; Phrymaceae
Source: RefSeq, a predicted model, not a curated record
GUCCGCCGCCGGCCCUGGGGCCGGUACGCGGCGGAGAUAAGGGACCUCACGACGAAGGAGCGGCACUGGCUGGGCACGUUCGACACGGCGCAGGAGGCGGCGCUGGCGUACGACAGGGCGGCGCUGUCGAUAAAGGGCACACAAGCAAGAACAAACUUCAUAUACACCACCGACCACAACACCACUUUCCACUCCCUCAUUUGGAACCCUUUCGACCAGUUCCAUAAUCCUCUCCAUCAGCCGCCGCCGCCCCCACCACAACAACAAACCAAGCCGCCGCCGCCGCCGCCGAUACCACAGCCGGUUGUCCAACCAGAGAACGACACGUGUCAUUCACAUGACAGCACGAAUUCUGGGUAUUUGCUGGACUGCAUUGUCCCUAAUAACUGCCUGAACCCUUCUUCUAGCAAGAGGGUUUCGUCAUCGGAGAAUAAUGCUAAUAAUAAUAAUAAUCCGAUGACAAUGUACGAGGAUUAUAAUCUUCAAGAACUUGGUGGUGGGGCCCACUGUGGGUUGAUGUGGGACCACCAGCAGCAGUGCUACACGUGGGGGGAGGAGGAGACGACGAUGAGUUCUAACUCAUCAUGUAACUGA